AUGGCCCAUAAAGCGAAAAAAGAAGCGGCCAGGGCCGCGAGCGAGAUGAGGGCUACUGGAGGUGGCAAAGUGGGUGGCGUCGACGGCCGCGUCCUCGACGUCCUUAUGAGGACAGGAGGGGCCCUUGUUUCCCUCCCCCCUCCCCAGUUCUUCACCGAUAGCGAGGUGCUGCGGCCUACCCCCAGGUAUCUCAGCCUACCCCCAGGUGCCGCGGCCUACCCUCCAUGUGUCACAGCCAACUCCCCAGGUGCCGCAGCCAACUCCCCAGGUACCGCAGUCAACUCCCCAGGUGCCGCAGCCAACCCGGCAGGGGCCGAAGCCAACCCCGCAGGUGCCACAGCCAACACCCCAGGUGCCGCACCCAACCCCGCAGGUGCCACAGCCAACACCCCAGGUGCCGCAGCCUACCCCUCAGGUGCCGCAGCCUACCCCUCGAGAGCCACGGGCACCCCCGUAGACAUCCCAGGCAGCAGGAACUCGAUGGUGCCGUCCACCACGAGGCCCAUGCAGAUCCUGCGGCAGCACCACGAGGCCCACAUGGAGAGCCUGCGGCACCUUAGGGAGGAGGUGGCGGGAAUGUGGGAAGUGCAGUCGCAGCGCCUCGAAGUGGCGCGUCGGUCAUGCGAGACCAACGAGCGCCUGCUACCGCUGCUGCUGGCUGCACUGGGGCAUGGUGGCAGCGAAGCCCCUCCCCCCUCUAAGGCCCCACAUAAUUAA
Messenger RNA from Dermacentor albipictus, 717 nucleotides. NCBI's taxonomy places the organism in Eukaryota, Metazoa, Arthropoda, Arachnida, Ixodida, Ixodidae. The record is from RefSeq and is a predicted model, not a curated record.